AUGGACAUCUACGACUCCGGUCUUCUGGCCGGUACUGGCCGUGCUGAUGGGUCCAGUACGCCGACCAGCAACGAUCAGACCAACAAGACGGAACUCGAUCAAAACGUCGAAAAGCUCGUGGGCAACAUCUCGAACUGGUGGACUGGCUUUGCCAAAAAGUCGCAGGACUCGAUCACACAGGCGCGCAAGGAGAUGGAGAAUCGAGGAGGUAUCGUCAAUUACGCAAAGAGCGAAUAUGCCAAGUUCGAAUCUUCCAUAGGCGAAGCUCAGAAGAAGGCACGCGAUCAGAGCCAGCAGCAACCACAAGAAGGUGAUCAGCAUCCCAAGGUCGACUCGGAAUCCCUGGACAUCGCCUCUGGAGAUGCUGCAAUCCGAUCCGAGAACAGCAAGGGAAAACAGAGAGCCAUCGACGAUCCUACCGCAGCCGCAGCCACAGACAGCACAACGCCUCACAGCGACGGUCCAACCCUAAGCGCUUCGGUCUCGUCGCUCUUCAAUAAACUCACCUCCGACCCACGACUUGUCCAGCUGCAGCAUUCUUUGACCUCCACGCUUCAGUCCGUCUCUUCACCUUCACAAGCAGGCAGCAAGGAGCCGAAAGACGGCGAAUCUGCGGAGAAGCCGACAGGAACGACCCCGAUCAACAUCCAAGAGUCCCUUGCGAAGCUCUCGGUGACGAUUCAGUCGCAUCUUCCACAUCUCGAUCUCAAAGAGUCGCAACAGUUGGCCACACGCUACUUGCACGCCACCGAGAGUUUUGCUCGCGAGAUGCAAUCAGACAUGAAGGACUUUGUCGGCGAGCUGGUCCGCAUCGUGCCGCCAGAAGGCGAAGCGGCAGAGAGCGGCGCUCCGACAAGUGCUGGGUCCGAGCCCAUUCGCAAGGCAGGAGCAGCAGACAAGUCGACUCCCGACUCCCAAUCCGAGAAGCCUAUCGAGGCCUCCGAGGGCACGACAGGGCCAGCGAAGAAACCAACUGCAGCUUCUGCGGAGGAAGAAGACUUUGCAUGGGACGAAGAUGAUGAGGAGGCCGCCGCCGCCAGCACCGAGGCUGCUCUUCCAGCAACACCGGCGACGGACAGAGCAUCGGCAGCAGACAAGACAACCACGACCACCUUUCCCGCUGUCUCCGCGUCCAAGCCCGUUCCAGGUAAAGCCGGAGAAUCCGAAGAGGAUUCCGACUGGGAGUGA
Sporisorium graminicola is the source of this 1188-nucleotide messenger RNA. RefSeq lists its product as uncharacterized. The transcript has a single exon. Lineage: Eukaryota; Fungi; Basidiomycota; Ustilaginomycetes; Ustilaginales; Ustilaginaceae. Bases 1 to 1188 code for a protein of 395 amino acids. The record is from RefSeq and is a predicted model, not a curated record.